AUGUGCUCUUAUUCCAAUAUCGAAAUCGAGGAGAGGUUAGAAUCGGUGCAGAAGCAGCUCAGAGACCUGACUAAGGGAAUGUUGGAGGUCCGACCAUGGGAAAACAUCGACAACAUCGACUAUUGGGAUGCCAGUUCCACCCGUCAUCCUUUCUUUGCCAGCAGAGUGGGAUUUUUUCACCGUACUUUCCGUGACUACCUGCUGGCUCGAUGGCAUGAUAAGAUGCCCCCAAACUUUGAGACUUACGUGCGAAUGGCUUUGGCAGAAAUCAAGUUUUCUUGCUCGAUCGACUUCCACCAGAUAUUCGGCUAUUUCGGAUGGCCUGGGUUCCCGAUCCUGGACUACAUCACGGAUACCCUUAUCUGGUUAGGACUAAAAGAGAUAUCCUUGCCAGACCAGUACUACGAGGAGAUAGAGCGUGUCAUUGAUGGCUAUGAGAAGCUCUUCAAUUCCUCAACGCAGGGCCGAAAAAGAUACAAAGAACACCCGUCAAUGACUGGAAUCAUUCUACCAGUCAUGAUGUAUGGUAGAAGCAUCAGGGCUGACUCACUAAGCGAAGAAGCGAAGGCUAGGAUACGUCGUCCCUUUUCGUUUCUUAGUUAUCUGGCUUUGUAUGCGCCAACGUCUCCAUAUUUUAUACAGCGUAUCAUGGAGUUCCCGCAGCCCCAACGGCCGAAUGAUAACUUGGUUCAUGCCUUCGCUACCUUGUCACACCAUGACUCUGCAUAUACGGCAAAGCUCCUGCCGCAUUUCCUAGAAAAGGGCGUGACGCCAAAUUCGUUGUUAACUGUUUGGUUGGUGGAAAGAGACCAGACAGUAAAGCCAUUGACUGUGCCCGCUUGGUUAACAUUCUUGGUAUCACGAGCCAUGGGCUACUUUCAUGUUACAACUUUCAAGAAUCUAUUUAGUGACGGGGACUGGCGACUGAUGGAAACUUUUCUCAAGUCUGGAAUGGAUUCGGAUAUUAUAUUCCUCUUUGAGCCCCGGGGACACUAUGAUGAGGACAGGAUGAGAUAUCUGGACCUAUCGCAGCUGAUAGAGUUCUGUCUUCCAGAGAACAUACAAUCCCUACGCAUGUUGCUAGACCGUCCGACUUCGAGAAUAGGGCAAUGGUGGAACGGUGCCAGAAAUAUUGGUUCAAUCUGGACCUCGCACCGACAGCCAGACUAUGCCGGAGAGACGCGCACGCGGUAUAGGCAGGCGACGGCUUCGGAACUCAAUGAAGACAUCAAGAUCAAGGCUAUCAUGACGAGAUUGCAUAAGAUCCAUGAUAACUUCGUCAUACAAUUGUAUUAG
This is a messenger RNA of Aspergillus mulundensis, 1296 nucleotides long. RefSeq lists its product as uncharacterized. Lineage: Eukaryota; Fungi; Ascomycota; Eurotiomycetes; Eurotiales; Aspergillaceae. The record is from RefSeq and is a predicted model, not a curated record. The transcript has a single exon. The coding region runs from base 1 to 1296 and encodes 431 amino acids.